AUGGACCUUGAAGCCGGACUGCAAGAUGGUGGCAAAAUCAUGUUGAGCCAGAUGGACGCCGAUGGAAGAAGCCGUCGACAUAAGGGGACAAAGGGUGUCGAACAAAUCGAAGAUGUCCGCCCUACCUGCUGCAGCCAAAUUUGUUGUCCUUCACACCCCAACGACAACACGGUUCAGAAGGGUCAUUCGGGACAUCAAGACCUCUCUGUAAGGCUGCUUGCAGUGGUGACUGUGUCUACCCCCCACGAGCAUGGUCGCCAAUUCGCUCUGAAGAGAGCUACCGUGCUUCAGUCUUCGCGUCACGUGGGGCCUCGCCGCAUUCGCAUGGCUUGUGUGGCCUCGGGCAGUACAGCUUGCCAAGGAUCUCGGUCACUUUGGCCAAUAUCAAUUUGGUUCGAUGAGCGAAGAGCCGGAAAAUUCACGUGUGAGGCYCAAACCCCUAGGUGGGAUGAAGAUGAUCAACACGUUGUUGGUGUCUCCAAGGUCAAGGUUUUGGCGAUGCUCAGUCAUACGUUUGCGUCCUUCUCCCUCGAUGAGGGCCUACUUGCGAAUGUCAGCGUUCAGUCAGGUACCAUCGAUUUAUCGUAG
Molecule: messenger RNA, 588 nt
Organism: Ramularia collo-cygni
Lineage: Eukaryota; Fungi; Ascomycota; Dothideomycetes; Mycosphaerellales; Mycosphaerellaceae
Exons: 1
Coding region: 1-588 (195 amino acids)
Source: RefSeq, a predicted model, not a curated record